CGCCAAUGACGUCAUCCGUUGCUGGGCAGCGGCGCGACUGGUGCUGUCUGGUGCGCGAGGUCGUUGGCGCCAUAUCGUUCUGUGUGUCUGUGUGGUGUGCUGAAGCGUCAGGCCGCGGCGUGAUGAAGCAGAGCUGACUGUGUUCGUGUAGUGUGAACUGGUAUCGGCGGCUCAGGCCCGAGGUUCAAACAAUCCUAUGACUUUUGAGACCAUUACAGUCGGACAACCUUGAAGGGAAUAAAGAUUUAAUGUAUCACAGUUGAUUUUGAGUUUCUGUCCAGUUACUUUCAACUACACUUUAAAGCCCCAUUCUGAAAAUGGUUCCUAACGGCUUUCUGAGUUUUGAGGAUGAGCAGUUUAUAGAAUCAUCAGUAGCCAAAUUAAAUGCCUUGCGGAAAAGCGGACAGUUUUGCGAUGUGAAGCUGCAGGUUUGUGGGCAUGAAAUGCUGGCGCACAGAGCGGUUCUUGCCUGCUGCAGUCCCUUCUUGUUUGAAAUCUUCAACAAUGACAACGAGAAUCAUGGAAUUUCUCAUGUUAAAUUUGAUGAUUUGAACCCAGAGGCAGUGGAGGUCUUGCUUAAUUAUGCAUAUACUUCACAGCUUAAAGCUGAAACAGAACUGGUGAAAGAUGUUUAUUCUGCUGCCAAAAAACUUAAGAUUGAUCGUGUGAAACAGGUUUGUGGGGAUUAUUUAUUGUCCAAAAUGGAUGCACAGAGCUGUAUCUCUUAUCGUAAUUUUGUGAAUUCUAUGGGAGACUGGCGUUUGCUGAGUAGAAUUGAUGCCUAUAUUCAAGAGCAUCUUCUUGAAAUAUCCGAACAAGAUGAUUUUCUUAAACUUCCACGUCUUAAGCUGGAAAUAAUGAUUGAAGAAAAUGUUUCUCUUCCGAGCAAUGGCAAAUUGUACACAAAGGUAAUCAACUGGGUCCAGCGCAGCAUAUGGGAACAUGGAGAAAGUUUGGAAUCCUUGAUGGACGAGGUACAAACGUUGUAUUACUCAGCUGAUCACAAGUUGCUUGACGGGAAUGUUCUUGAUGGCCGCAAUGACAUAUUUGCUGGUGAUGAAGAUGGUAUACAGUUGGUUCAGAAGAAAUCACCACGUGAGAGUGAUACCAGGAACAUGAGUAGCAGUAGUUCUGGGACUCUUUCUCCAUCAGGUUUUCCAGCACAGAACCCUAAACAUGAAUGGAAAAUAAUUGCCUCGGAUAAGAAGACAAAAAAAACUUACUUAUGCCUGGCUGUCCUGAACAGUACACUAUGUGUCAUCUUUCUGCAUGGGCGGAAUACUCCUCUGAGCUCACCUUCAAGUACUCCUCGAUUAACCAAAAGUUUAAGCCUUGAAAUACAACCAGAUGACUCCAAUGACAAAGUAAUGUCACCUAUGCAUUAUGCUCGAUCCGGACUGGGUAUAGCUGAAUUAAAUGGCAAGCUUAUAGCAGCAGGUGGCUACAAUAGAGAAGAAUGCCUGCGCACGGUGGAAUGCUAUGAUCCUGACAAUGACACUUGGAUAUUUUUGUCUCCAAUGAAAACGCCUAGAGCUCGAUUUCAGAUGGCAGUUUUGAUGGGUGAUUUAUAUGUUGUUGGAGGAUCAAAUGGUCAGUCUGACGAUCUAAGCUGUGGAGAAAAGUAUGACCUAGCAGUCAACAUGUGGACACCUGUGCCUGAGCUCAGAACAAAUCGUUGCAAUGCAGGAGUUUGUACCCUGAAUGGAAAAUUGUAUAUUAUUGGAGGCUCUGAUCCUUAUGGUCAGAAGGGUCUCAAAAACUGCGAUGUGUUUGAUCCUUUAACAAAGUCAUGGACAAGUUGUGCUCCCGUAAACAUACGAAGACAUCAGUCUGCAGUCUGUGAGCUUGAUAAUCAUAUGUACAUUAUUGGAGGGGCAGAGUCAUGGAACUGUUUAAACUCAGUAGAGCGCUAUAAUCCUGAAAAUGACACCUGGACUUUAGUGGCACCCAUGAAUGUCGCUCGGCGCGGAGCUGGAGUUGCCGUUUUGAAUGGUAAACUUUAUGUUGGAGGUGGUUUUGAUGGCUCCCGUGCUCUAAGUUGUGUGGAAACCUACGACCCUGCCAAAAAUGAGUGGAAAAUGGUGGCAAGCAUGUCCUCUCCGAGAAGCAAUGCUGGCUUAGUAGCUGUUGGAAAUUGUAUAUUUGCUGCUGGAGGAUUCGAUGGAAAUGAAUUUCUAAACACUAUUGAGCUUUAUAAUACUAGUUUAGAUGAAUGGAGCCCAUAUACCAAAAUGUGCAGGUCAUAGGUAACAUAGAUCUAGGUUUUUGAGAGAUUUUGCUUACACCAGCAGUUUGGUAGUACUGUACAUUUGAAUUGUAAAUACUUUAUUUAGCUUGGAGAUCUUUGUUUGCUCAUGAUGUCAUUACGUCAAUGAGGAAUAAUUUCCAUAGUCUCCGUGAGGUAGUUUUUUUUAUUAUUAUUAUAAAUGUCCUCCUUUUCUUGCACUGAAAUGUAGAGUAAAUUUUCAGAACAAAAUUUCUACAAAUUGAUGUUUUUUAACUAUAGUCACAUGGUCCCAUACAGAAUGUGCUUAAAGAGCCUUAUGAAAUCACAUGCAAGACUGCUACUCCUAAAGUGCAGGAAUGCCAAACAUGAUUUUCAGACUGCCUUUUUAUUACUUUUUGUAAACUAAAAACAAAAGGCAUAACUAACCUUACUCUGAACGAGCUUUUUCCUUUUUGAAUUUAAUUUCUUGUCUCUACUUUUACUGUAGAUAAAGUAAAUUUAAUGUGUGUAAUUUUGUUCUGUAGACUUGUGGGCUGGUUCAACAAGAAUGUUACCACUGUUUUAGAUGAUAGGCUAUUUAUUCUUUGGCAGCUUUUUAAAGACAGAUUUUUUCGGGAAACACAGCAAGUGUCUUUGAAUUGUGUAAAAUCAAGCAGGUUUAUCUGCCAAUGUUCAUUUUACAGUGUCUUAAAAGCCAAAUGUUUUCUGUAUGUUCUGUACUAUGAGUAACUUUUUCUAUCGCUGCUACUGUACAUGGUUCUUAAAUAAAAUGACAAAAUAUUUCUUUUGA
Molecule: messenger RNA, 3017 nt
Organism: Hyla sarda
Lineage: Eukaryota; Metazoa; Chordata; Amphibia; Anura; Hylidae
Gene: IVNS1ABP
Product: influenza virus NS1A binding protein
Exons: 15
Coding region: 318-2246 (642 amino acids)
Molecular function (GO): protein binding
Source: RefSeq, a predicted model, not a curated record